Messenger RNA from Oryza sativa Japonica Group (Japanese rice), 1461 nucleotides. RefSeq lists its product as uncharacterized. The record is from RefSeq and is a predicted model, not a curated record. Lineage: Eukaryota; Viridiplantae; Streptophyta; Magnoliopsida; Poales; Poaceae.
GUCACAAUAGUGCCUCGGUGAUUUUGAUCCCGAUUUUGUCCUAUGUGGCUGCUGACUCAGCGUGGGACCCACGUGGGCCCCACCAGGAUGCCACGUCAUCUCUCUCCCUUCCUCCUCCUCUUCUCUUCUCUUCUCUUCCUUUCUCUUCGCAAAUCGCAAGCCGGCCGGCGGCUGGGGAUUGGGGAGGAGGCCGCCGGGGCGAGGCGGGAGAGGAGGAGGGCGGCGCCGCGAUGGCGGCCGACGGCAGCGGCCGCAGUGGGGAAGCACGGCGGUAGCCCGGUGAAGCUCUGCGGCGGCCAAAGAUGGGUGAGGGGGCUCAUGCCAGCGACGGUGGCGCACGCGCACGAGCAAAGUAAGGGUGUGGGCGCGCUCGGCGGCGGCGGCGUCGAUGAUGGAGGCGCGACUGCCGACGGUCCACUUCGGCGGGCUCGGCGAGCUUACCACCACCAACACCGCAGAGCCAAGCGCCGCUGUCCCUCUCGCUUCACAGGCCGGAGGCGGCGAUGUCGCUGCUGAUGUAGCAGCACAACCACCACCACCAGCCGUCGCCGGCGGCGGGCGCGGCGUCGACAUGGCAGCUGCAGCAAGGCGCGUGGCAUCUCCGCGGCUAAAGGUUCCUCCUCCCGACGCAGCAGCUCUUGCAGGAGUUCUGCAGCCUCCCCAUGAAGAGCACCACCAGCCCAUCGUCGGCAAGCAAGGCACCCAAGCAGGCGCAAGAAGACGCCGUCGGUGGCGGAGGCUCGUCGUCGUGGACCGCGCCGACGCAGAUCCAGUCCAUGGACGGGGGCGAGCUGCAGCGGCUCAAGGGCAAGAUUUACAUUUACCCCAUGCUCGAAGAGGAUGGGUGGCCUCUUGGACUGGGCGCCAUGAAUGCAAGAGCUGGAGUGACGAGAAGCGUGGAUCUUUCUGGCUCGGCCUCCUUCAGCACGGCCUUCACUUCGUCUCACUGCGCUUCGUCUUCCUUCACUUCUUGUGAUUUCGACACAGAGUCGGCAUGGUCAUUGUCCCGCCGUGGAGGCGGCGGCGCCGGCGGCGGGAUGACGCUGGCGAGCCUGAUCGGCCUGGUGGACGCCAUGGAGAGCCGUAGCCGGCGGCGCCGGAGCGCGAGGGCGACGAGCAAGAGCGGCAAGGUCAGGGCGCUGCUGCUGUCGCUCUGCCUCCGGAGCCACCUGGAGAACGGCCGCGCCGCGCCGUCGCUCGGGCAAUUCCUCGAGAUGGAGAGGAGAGCAAGCAGCAGCUCGUUGUAGCUUAUGAUCUCAUAUUCUCAUGGGGAACCAUGGCUAGAGAUGCUCGAGUUUGAUCGGUUUCGCGUUGCAUUUCGAUUCUUCUCAUUUUCCAGAGAACCCGGGUCAUUGUCGAAUCUUUCAUGAUUCUUCACAUUGAUCUCUGCUACGUUUGUCUUUGCCGAGUAAAACAUUUGCCGAUAAAAAAAUAGACAAGUUCUUUAUCAGUUUUUGUUGA